This is a messenger RNA of Helianthus annuus (common sunflower), 1060 nucleotides long. RefSeq names its product 3-oxoacyl-[acyl-carrier-protein] reductase FabG. The record is from RefSeq and is a predicted model, not a curated record. Lineage: Eukaryota; Viridiplantae; Streptophyta; Magnoliopsida; Asterales; Asteraceae. Gene Ontology annotation, molecular function: oxidoreductase activity. The transcript is spliced from 3 exons. Bases 95 to 979 code for a protein of 294 amino acids.
GAACUAAAAUUAAAUUGUUUGAUUUGUAGCACUCUUUUGGAGGUUUUAAGUUGUUUCGAUUUCAAUCAAACUCAAUAACUGCUGACCACCAUUAAUGGCGGUUUCUACUCAACACGUAACAACCUCCACCCUUGAACCAUGGCGAGAUCUCACCGGCACCAUCGUCAUGGUCACCGGCGCAUCCUCCGGUAUCGGCUGGGAAUUCUGCAUCGAUUUAGCCAAAUCCGGUUGCAGAAUCAUCGCCGCCGCUCGUCGAGUCGACCGCCUCAAGGCUCUGUGCGAUGAAAUCAACAGAUUACGUGUUUCCGAUACUCAUUCAAACCGAACUCAAACCAUAAACGACGACGUAUUAGCCGUUGCAGUGGAGCUUGACGUCAGCGCCGACGCUCCGACUAUUCAAGCUUCCGUGAUAAAAGCUUGGGACGCUUUUGGCCGUAUUGAUGCUUUGAUUAACAACGCCGGUAUUAGAGGUCCUGUACAAAAUCCACUGAAAUUGUCAGAAGAAGAUUGGGAUAAAACAUUCGGAACAAAUAUAAAAGGAUCAUGGUUGGUGUCAAAGUAUGUUGGAUUGAAAAUGCUAGAGUUUAAUCAAGGAGGAUCAAUAAUCAAUAUUUCUUCGACUGCUGGUCUUAAUCGCGGUCAUCUACCUGGAGCUCUUGCAUAUGCUUCUUCAAAAUCAGCUUUGAAUACCAUGACAAAGGUAAUGGCAAUGGAACUUGGAAGACACAAAAUUAGGGUGAAUUCAAUAAGUCCCGGGAUUUUCAAAUCUGAAAUUACAGAGGAACUUCUGCAAAAGAAAUGGUUCAAAAACGUGGUUUCAAAAACUAUGCCGUUGAAAGAGUUGGGUGUUACGGACCCGGGGUUGACUUCAUUGGUCAAAUACCUAAUUCAUGGUUCAUCAGAUUAUGUUACAGGUAACAUAUUUAUUGUGGAUUCAGGGUACACUUUGCCAGGUGUGCCAAUUUAUUCAUCACUUUGAACUUACUAGUGGUCUAAAGUCUAGGGUCAAGUUAUUCUACAAAGGCUUCUAAUUGUAAGAAGUGUAAGAAGGAUUUAUAGA